GCUAGUGUGCUUUUGAAAAAAGUCCAGUUCGGAGUCAUUGUUCGGAUUCAGCUACUUGCUCCUACAUCUAAUUGCCAAGAACACCACCACCCCCUACCCCCCCUUAUAUUUCUCACUAGACCCAGUCUUUCAUCGGUUCCCAUGGCUACUCAUAGACACAGUGGCCGCCAUUUUUGAAAGCUCACUCGAUCGAAAAAGAGAAUAAGAAAUUAGAGCAGGUUUCAUUUCUUAUACGAUGUCCGAGGAUCUAGCGAACUCGUAUGCUAUACGACCUAACUUCAAAAACAAAUUUCGCCCUGCUGCCGUUAAAGGCUUGAUUCACGAUACUUUAAACGAGGAAUUAGGAGGAAAAACCUAUGAUGCCGAAGAGGCAAAAAGCUGGCCAAAACUUAUCACAGAUUCUGUGUUAUCUAAAAUAAAAGAUCUAGAACUUGAUAGAUACAAGUUUGUAGUACAAGUCACGAUUGGCGAGCAGAGAGGGGAAGGGGUUAAUGUUGCUUGCCGAUGUUUAUGGGAUUCAGAUACUGAUAAUUACGCCCAGGAUCUCCUGAUGACUGUUCUCAAGCCUUACCUUCCACAAUUCUGAUGCUAAGCUGUGUUUUGAGGUCAGACACGAGUUGUAUGGUGGCCCCCUUACGGGCUUACUAUGCUUUUGACUUGUUUAUUUUGAAUCUGCACUCUUAUUUAAUCUAUUAUUAAUCUUUAUUAAUCUAUCUAUAUUUAGUUGUCAAUUAUUCUCUUUAUAAUUCUCUCUUGGUAGAAAUUUUGUCAGGUGUGAAAAAGAGAUUAAGCCUGCGGUGAUGAUACCUUUCUUACCAUUAUUGAAGAAUUCUCCCGAAGAAGAUUGGGAACUUACAGUCACUAUGAUUUUGAACCUUAAAAAUACGACGAUCAUCGGUAUCAGAUCGACAUGUAAGCCCCCCGGGAGGUGAGGGGGGGAAGAAACCAAGAUGUUUCGAAACCAAUAAAAAACCUGGCAAAUUUUUAAUCCCCUAUCGGGGUGGAGCAAAACAAAA
Nematostella vectensis (starlet sea anemone) is the source of this 1016-nucleotide messenger RNA. RefSeq names its product dynein light chain Tctex-type protein 2B. Gene Ontology annotation, molecular function: dynein intermediate chain binding. Gene Ontology annotation, biological process: microtubule-based movement. Gene Ontology annotation, cellular component: cytoplasmic dynein complex; cytoplasm. The coding region runs from base 236 to 586 and encodes 116 amino acids. The record is from RefSeq and is a predicted model, not a curated record. The transcript is spliced from 5 exons. Lineage: Eukaryota; Metazoa; Cnidaria; Anthozoa; Actiniaria; Edwardsiidae.